Hipposideros armiger (great roundleaf bat) is the source of this 3829-nucleotide messenger RNA. It is a transcript of the gene UBP1, whose product is annotated as upstream binding protein 1. Lineage: Eukaryota; Metazoa; Chordata; Mammalia; Chiroptera; Hipposideridae. Gene Ontology annotation, cellular component: nucleus. The coding region runs from base 662 to 2083 and encodes 473 amino acids. Gene Ontology annotation, biological process: regulation of transcription by RNA polymerase II. The record is from RefSeq and is a predicted model, not a curated record. The transcript is spliced from 16 exons. Gene Ontology annotation, molecular function: RNA polymerase II cis-regulatory region sequence-specific DNA binding; DNA-binding transcription activator activity, RNA polymerase II-specific.
CUGAUGUCUUUGAAGCGCUGUCCAGUUUCCCAGGAGCUUUGCAUACACCUCGCUGCAGCUUUCGGAGAGGACAGGGAGCAUAAAUGUCCUGAAGAAGAAAGACUUCUGGGUCAGAGCAGUCCUGGGAUGGUGGGGGCUGCUCUCUGAAGUAUUUGGCAUUUAAAUCUUAAGGGGAAACUCUGGGCUUUAAAGAAUUCUCAGAAAGGUGGAGAUGUUUCUUAGGAUUGGAAGUGCUUGAAGGAAAGCCUUCGUUCACCAGUCUCUGACCCUGAUUCGUUCUGUACUAAUCUCCCUGAACUUGGCACCCCUCUCUGCAGUUGUGUAACUUGAAACGUCAGGGUUCUGGAAGAGGUGGCACUACCAUUCCAAAUGUUUUCUGGAACAACUGUCUCAGUAGUUGAGGAAAUUGAGCUACUGAAAAGUCAUAGGUUGGACCCGAAUGAGAAGCGUGGAGGCGGUGAUUUCCUUGUGAAGAGUCGGGCCUCAAGGGCCUUCAGACACUGGACUUCCAGUUAAGGAAUAAGGGCACGUGAAGCCAAGUCAGUGUCUCUUCAGGUGCUUGUCAAUCCUCAGUGAUGUCUUAGCAUUGCCCAUUUUCAAGCAGGAAGAUUCCAGCCUUCCAUUGGAUGAUGAAACAAAGCACCCGCCCUUUCAGUAUGUAAUGUGUGCUGCAACGUCUCCAGCAGUAAAACUGCAUGACGAAACGCUCACUUACUUGAACCAAGGUCAGUCUUAUGAAAUUCGGAUGCUGGAUAAUCGGAAAAUGGGAGAUAUGCCUGAGAUCACUGGAAAAUUGGUAAAGAGCAUCAUAAGAGUUGUAUUCCAUGACAGACGGCUACAGUAUACAGAGCAUCAGCAACUUGAAGGUUGGAAAUGGAAUCGCCCAGGAGACAGACUUCUAGAUUUAGAUAUUCCAAUGUCUGUGGGAAUAAUUGACACAAGGACAAAUCCAAGCCAGUUAAAUGCAGUUGAAUUUCUAUGGGACCCUGCAAAACGCACAUCUGCUUUCAUUCAGGUACACUGCAUCAGCACAGAAUUUACUCCACGGAAGCACGGGGGUGAGAAGGGAGUGCCUUUUAGGAUCCAGGUUGACACCUUUAAGCAGAAUGAAAAUGGAGAAUACACAGAUCAUCUACACUCAGCUAGCUGCCAAAUCAAGGUUUUUAAGCCUAAAGGUGCAGACAGGAAACAAAAAACUGACCGAGAGAAGAUGGAGAAGAGAACUGCUCAUGAAAAAGAAAAGUAUCAGCCAUCCUAUGAUACCACAAUCCUCACGGAGAUGAGGCUUGAGCCUAUAAUUGAAGAUGCAGUUGAACAUGAGCAGAAAAAGUCCAGCAAGCGGACUUUGCCAGCAGACUACGGUGAUUCUCUGGCAAAGCGAGGCAGUUGUUCUCCAUGGCCCGAUACCCCCACAGCCUACGUGAAUAACAGUCCUUCCACAGCACCCACUUUCUCCUCCCCACAGCAGAGCACCUGCAGUGUCCCAGACAGCAAUUCUUCUUCCCCAAAUCAUCAGGGAGAUGGAGUUUCACAGACCUCUAGUGAACAACUUCAGCCAUCAGCCACCACCCAGGAAACACAACAGUGGCUGCUCAAAAACAGAUUCUCUUCCUAUACAAGACUGUUUUCCAAUUUUUCAGGUGCCGACUUAUUAAAACUGACAAAGGAGGAUUUAGUACAAAUUUGUGGUGCAGCCGAUGGAAUUCGGCUCUAUAAUUCACUGAAGUCAAGGUCGGUUAGGCCCCGCCUAACCAUCUACGUCUGCCAGGAGCAGCCAAGCAGCACACUGCUGCCAGGGCGGCAGCAGGCUGCGGGCAGCGGAGGCGAGAAUGGCAGUGGGACACCCUACGUUUAUCAUGCAAUCUACUUGGAAGAAAUGGUUGCCUCAGAAGUCGCUCGAAAACUUGCAUUGGUGUUUAAUAUUCCUUUUCACCAAAUUAACCAGGUUUACAGACAGGGUCCCACUGGUAUUCACAUUCUUGUCAGUGAUCAGAUGGUUCAGAACUUUCAGGAUGAGAGUUGUUUUUUAUUCUCCACAGUAAAAGUUGAAAAUAGUGGUGGUAUCCACAUAAUUUUGAAGUGAUGUCUUAUGUAGUCUGAACUAUAUUCAGUACCAAAUAAAGUCACGCUUAAAAGUGUGUGAAGACUGAAUCCAAGAAGUCUCGGGAUUGGAUUUUAAUGUAUGAAAUGUUUCAUAUUGAAAACACAAGAUGACCUUUCUAAUGAGCUGUAUGAGAGGUGAAUUUCCUCACUGUCACUGCCAUAUCCAAGCAUCCUCGUGAGAGGCAGCACGUCGGGGCAGCACGUGUGCAGCUCUGGGGGCCACGGUGCAGGCAGGGCUGCCUGCUUCUCUGGCAGAAGCCAGCAGAUAAUACAGUUCCUAGAAGCAGCCUUUGCUGUCUUGUUACACUGUAUGCGGUUUGGAAAUGAAUGUAAAAACGUACUGUGGGCAUUUACCUUUCUGUGCCAGUCUGGCUUUUAUUGCCUGGACCUUCUGCUGACUUGGGGCGGGGCUGGGGACAGUGCUGUUUGGAGCCAGCGUGGAACCUGUCUGCGGAGAGCUGUGAUGUGCUGAUCCGGUGACUGGUGGUCAGGUAAGAGGCUUGGCACCUUCUCAGAAGAAAUCAUGUCUAAGGGAGUGCAUCGGAUGUGAUCGUGACAGAUCAGGGAAGAGCCAAGCCGGAAGACGGGCUGUACGCAAGCUGCAUUAUCAACAGUACCUUGGUGAGAGGAUCAGUGUAAAUCCUAAUAGGUACAAAGACUUUGGUGUUUUUGCUUUGUCACAGAUUUAUUGAAAAACUUUUUGCUUCUGCUUCCAUUUUUAGCAUUUUGUUUCUGAUUUUCAUUUUUGAAGCCCCAUUGCCUUUAAAAUUAUGUGGUUUUCUUUUUCCUCCAGCCCUCUGUCUUCAUCCGCCCUUCCCAACCCACCCCACACCAUCCCUUUCUUAAACAUUUUUAAAGCCCUACCCCAGACAUCGGAAAUGGGUGACCUAAGCAAGGGGAAAAAGGAUAAUUUCUGACUUGAUGUUAAGGGGUCUUCAUUAUCAAGCUGAAAUUAUUCUUAAAACACUAGACAUCAUAAAUCAAACACUAAAUUGUACCAUGAAAAUUCCUUACACUUCUCAAGUAUUGAGCUUUAGUACAAAUCAUGGGUAAACAUUCUGGUGAUUAUUUAAAGGCUUUUUUAUACACCACAUAAUAGUUUCUUCUAUAAAAAGAGUGCCUCUUUCACAAAACCAAAUGCUUGUCUGCCAGUACUCUUUUCAAAGGGAAUCCACUGUUUUUGUAAUUUUUCUUAUAUAUUUAUCACUUCCCUUCACCCAAAGCCAUUCGCAAAAUUCAUAAGCAAGCAUUUUUGAGGCCUGUGGUGUAGCACACCCAAUUUUCCUUUAAACUUCAAUUCCAUUUUAAUUAUAGCAUCUCUGUCCUUUUACCCACCCAGGUGUCUUGGUUUUGAAUGUAUUAUUUGAUUCUUAUCUUUGUUCAGGCAGCAAUAGGAAUUUUUGAGUUUCAGAUCUCUCCCAGAAGAUAAACUACUUCAGUGGGUAAAUGCUUUGGCAUUUGAUGUUUUAUUCAUAAAGGGGGUGACUUUUAAUACGAAGAAGCACUGUCUCUAAAUAUUUCCAUCUUAGGCACUCUUAUAGACCCCAAAGCAGGAGAGCGUUGCUUUCUGUCGUUUUCCCUUCGCUUUAGUAUGACCACAUGUUUUCUGUACCAAUCACUUGGGAAAGAAGUGAGCUUCUCAGUUGUUUUAGAGUUUUGCUUGUCUAUUUAGCAUUCCUUUUUGAGUCUUGAGAUAUAUGGAACAAUAAAUGUCAUUUAAUGCUGA